GUCAAUUUUGUAAAUGCAUACAUCUUUUACAAUUUGCAUAUUUUCUAUAAAAUUAUUCUUGUAUAAAAUUGUUGAAAGGUAAUUUUCCUGAAACCUCUUAUUAAAGAAAGCAAUAGGAAAUCAAGACAAAAGUAGUGUUAUUUGAUAAAUAAAAAGAAAUGAGUACCAGUGGCGAUUCGCAACCCUAUUUGAACGAUUUUAUGAUGCGAGACGAUGAGGAUGUUAUCUCCGGCGAUGAUGAAUCGGAUAAUAAGCAUAGCGGCGGCAGUUAUAUGCUCCGCGAACAGGAUCGUUUCCUGCCUAUUUGCAACAUCAUCAAGAUCAUGAAAGUACCAGUGCCGGAAAAUGGCAAAAUUGCCAAAGAUGCACGCGAGUGCAUACAGGAGUGCGUUUCUGAGUUUAUUUCAUUUAUAACUUCAGAGGCAAUAGAGCGUAGCAUAGCGGAAAAUCGAAAGACGGUGAAUGGGGACGAUUUACUUUAUGCAUUUGCCAAUUUAGGUUUCGACAAUUACGUAGAACCCCUGUCUAUGUAUUUACACAAAUUUCGUGAGUCCACAAAAUCGGAUCGUAAUUUAUUUAAUGAGCCCAAUAUGCUGCAAGACGAUUCAUCUACCGAAUUUCCAUCAGUUGCGGACAACAGUAACUCUACAAUAAUAACAAAAGCGGUAAACACCACAACCGGAACAUUGAUGAAAAAUUCAAGUGCAGUCAUCAACGCUAGAACGACUUCAACUGGCACUGCAAGCACAUACUCGAAUGUAAAACUGUACGAGAUAAUCGACACCAACCAACAGCAACCGCAGCAGCAGCAGCAGCAGCAGCAACAGCGCCCACAAAAUGGUAUACACAACUUAUUACCCACCCAUGGCAUCACCAUAACACCAACAUCUGUAUCAACAUCAACCAUACCCGUUAACCUAAUGAGCAACGGUUGCACCCAAACAGUCAAUGGCGUCAGCACUCUAAGCACAACAUCAGCAACUGUACGUCGUUCAGCGCGACUACAAACGCGCACUCAACAACUGCCGGUAGUUACGACUGUGGCGAAUGAAAUGCCAGGUAGCAUUAUAAAUUCAGAUCAAGUGAUAUUCUUUGAUGCUGAUGAAUUGCGCCAACACGUUUUGCAACAACAGCAGCAACAACUCAACAAUAGUGGCGGCAAUAGUUACGUGCAUAUGUAAGGAGUGAUCGGAAAGUUUAUUACUUGACGCGAUCUUCUACAAAGGGUGAAUUUUUUUGAUGCAACGAAUUUAUUGCCUCAAUUGCAUUCCCAAGUUGAGGAAAAUUAUU
Molecule: messenger RNA, 1290 nt
Organism: Rhagoletis zephyria (snowberry fruit fly)
Lineage: Eukaryota; Metazoa; Arthropoda; Insecta; Diptera; Tephritidae
Gene: Nf-YB
Product: nuclear factor Y-box B
Biological process (GO): regulation of transcription by RNA polymerase II
Cellular component (GO): CCAAT-binding factor complex
Molecular function (GO): DNA-binding transcription activator activity, RNA polymerase II-specific; RNA polymerase II cis-regulatory region sequence-specific DNA binding; protein heterodimerization activity
Source: RefSeq, a predicted model, not a curated record